UGCAUGCAUUCACAUGCACACUAGUGACAUCAUGGAGCAUGUACUGAUUUUUUAAAAAUAAUUAUUAUUUUUUGGAUUCUUUGAAAUAGUCCGCAUUACCAUCAUGCAUCACUCGAUCUACUACUACUGUACUAUCACUUCUUACUUGCUUCCGUUUAUUUAUUUGUCUCCGGCGUUUUCUUGCAAAGCGAGUCAGUUGUACUAAGCUAGUGGUUUUUACGAAGCAGCUGUCGAAUUAGCUCGCACAUCGCUCGUAGUAGUUUCUUGCCAGCGCUUCUAGAAGCCAUGCUACGUACGUGUACACAGAUGUAUCGUGAUUUUUGAAGAGCUUUACGAGACUUCUACAAUGCCAUGUAGCUUGUUGUUCAUGCAUAUCAUUACUACUCAUGCCAGUAUCUAGCCAAGAACCAAGUAUGCCUGGUGAACGGAACGAAGCUUUGUGCUCCUUCGAAUAUAUUGAUCGUCGUAACACCAGGAAUCAUUUGUGCAUGGCAUGCUGUCAGUGUGAGGCAUUAGACAUGGUAGGGGACAGUAUUGUGCGUGGCGAGGCCCCCAGUUCGGAGAUGAUGGCAGAGCUACGUGAUGACGUAUUGGAUAGACUGCGCAUACCCAGUGCUGGUGGUGCUCGUAAGCUGGAAGUAGCCUUACUGAUACCUAAUGCAUUUAUUGGACUAGUGCUAUUCCUGGGGUCUCUUCAUUUUGCCCUGGCUGUCAUCACGCCGUUUCUACUGAUGGCCGGCGUUAACUUUCUCUACCAGCUAUGGAGACGCGGCGCUGUGAGCGGCAACUUGUUCCUUAGUGCCGUACCAUCCAUACUACUGUGGAUAUACAGCAUCAGUGUGUUAUACAUCACACCGACCUGCUCCGUGCAGCUCAUAGUCAUUAUUCACGGAGGAUUCUUACUGCUAGCGUAUUGUAUACGCCAAACGCAAUCUGUCAAUCCCGGUGUGCUGCCGCCGAAGUAUUCACUAGAAUCGCCGGAGGGCCAUGUUGUGGCUCUUCCUGUUGAUGCAUGCGGCAAGUGCGGCGCUGUGCAGCAAGAGCUUAGUAGGCACUGCAGGUUUUGCAAACACUGCGUGCGGCGCUAUGAUCAUCACUGUGUCUGGCUUGACUGCUGUAUUGCAGCGCAGAAUCAUCGCUGGUUUCUCUCAGUACUCAUCAUGCUGAUCGUGAUGAGCUAUGCCUAUCUGGUAUGUGCUGUGCGUGCCGACUGCUCUUCUUAUCCUGGCAUUCCAGAGGAGAUUGCAUCAAACUGGCACAAGGGCACCUGCCUGAUGUAUGCUUUCGCUUAUUGGAAAUCUUCAUUCAUACUGGCUACGACUGUGACUGUGACUCUAAUGACCAUUGGCUUGCACAUGCUGCUGUUUCAACAGUGCUUAAUGAUCAGUGCUGACCUGACAUAUGUAGAGGCAUUGAAAGCAUCUCGUGAGGGCAAUGGUUUACUCUGGUUGCUGAGACGCUAUACGCUGUCUAGGGUGCUGCAGAGUUGGCUUUUAUUCUUGAAAGGUUGGCCCAAUUCUAUCCCCAUGCAGUCUGUAUAGGAAUGCCAUGUUGGUAUAAUACCAGUAAUAAGUUGAUAUUUUCCGUACACAAACUUCUUCUUUCAAACUAGACUACCGCUGAGAAAUAGAGGUAUGGAUUAUUACUCUUUGAAAAGUCCCUUUUUUAAUAGUGCCACAAAACACAUCAUAUGCCACUUUCACAACAUAUUAUUUUUAUUUCUAAUAAUUUAUCCUGUAAUAAUCUAGCUGAACAUUUGAAAUUCGUUGUGGCCAAGGCCGUUAUAGUUUCCAUCCUUUCACAAAAUGUCCACAAAACUUAUACAAUUAUCUUUUAUUAACUCGGGUGCUGAGCCAAUAAUAGGUGUAAAAAGGAUAUCCAUGUGUCCCUUUCCUUUGUACGAGUGAAUGAUGAUAGCAGGUAUCAUGGCCAAACAAUGCCUGCAUUCAUUGGUCGGUGUAUGUUGCAUGGUUUGCCAAGACGGAUUUUACUCUUUUUUUACAUCGCACCUGCAGUUAUCGGUUUCCACGGUGAUUUUAUCCUUUUUGAUUUAUAAAUUAAUAUAACUUUGAACCCGUGA
This is a messenger RNA of Sycon ciliatum, 2080 nucleotides long. Its product is annotated as palmitoyltransferase ZDHHC23-like. Bases 387 to 1541 code for a protein of 384 amino acids. The record is from RefSeq and is a predicted model, not a curated record. Lineage: Eukaryota; Metazoa; Porifera; Calcarea; Leucosolenida; Sycettidae. Gene Ontology annotation, molecular function: palmitoyltransferase activity. The transcript has 4 exons.